Molecule: messenger RNA, 3647 nt
Organism: Anopheles merus
Lineage: Eukaryota; Metazoa; Arthropoda; Insecta; Diptera; Culicidae
Gene: Pax
Product: leupaxin
Exons: 10
Coding region: 733-2433 (566 amino acids)
Cellular component (GO): nucleus; Z disc
Molecular function (GO): transcription coregulator activity
Source: RefSeq, a predicted model, not a curated record
CUGGCAGUCAGUUGGUCGCCAUUGUUCAGUGUCGUUGCUCGGCGGCGGUCGUCGCUCGGGGGCUUUGGGGACAUUUGUAAACAAAGUUUUUAAUUAAAUUGUCAUUAAAAGUGUACCAACAAUUGUGUAUUGCGUAUCAUUUUCUUCGGGCCCAGUGUAGGGGUGAGAUCGGUACACCAUUAACGGCAUUAUACACACGCACGUGUUUCAAAUGUACGAAAGGUGCAUCACGCUCGAAGUAUUGCGUGUGACAGUGUGUGCAACGAGUUUAGCUCUGGCUGGUGGUGAAUAGCAAAAUUGAUUCGUCUACGUAAAUCGGAAAUCAAAACAUGCGAUAAACAAGAUUUUUCCAGAAAAGUGUGCCCACGUCUAAUAAGACAUCCCGUUUGAACGGCGUACGGCAGUGUGUUGUGUGUGUGCGUGCGUGUGCAUGUGGUAAAUGUGCGUGGGGGAAGGUUGUUUUCCCAGCUGUUCGCCAAGAAGUCGGUUCGAAUCGAAUUUCAUUUCCAAAUGUAACUUCCACCACGCUCAAGAAACCAGUAGAAGUGAAGCAAGAAUAAAGAAAACACGCAACGACCCCGCGGAAGGAUCGUAUUGUUUGCCGUUGUCGCUGAUCAAACACCGUUAAGCUAAGCUUACUGCGAUCGUUGGGGCCGUGGGGUUGUGCUUGCUUACUUGACGAGCGAAUGCUGUGCGUGUGCUGUGGUGAGCAGUGAAGCGAGCGGCCCCGAGAUGGAUCGAACGUGCUAUGGAAAAUUUGACCCAGGAGCUCGUCAACCGUACCGCUGUACACUAAGAGAUCGCGGCAUAGCGCCAGGAUAUGCACUUCUUGCCGACCUUCAGAACACGGUCCCCGGACACAAUCAGCAGCAGCAUGGUGGUGGUGGUGGUGGUGGCGGCGGCGGUGGCUCAUCCGUUCCCGGAUAUGGUAGCUUGAAUGGAGUUCGGAACAAGCAGCAGACGAGUCCCGUUCCGCAAACAUAUCAAAACACCACCGCCAAAACGGUAACCGAGUCGCGUGCGACCAACGGGUACAAUGGCUCACUGCCCAGGUCGACGACACCGCACAACUCCUUGCCACGGUCCAGCACGCCCCAGAAACUGCAAACGUCUGCUUCCGGCAAUCUGUCCGAGCUGGAUUCGUUGCUGCAGGACCUGAGCAGCGCCCGGUACGGCAAUGUCGCCGAGAAGCAACCUAGCAACGCCAUCGUCACUAGUCCAUCUCCGUAUGCCAUUAAUGAUAGCAUUAAGCGACCGUCGGUCGACAGCUUGCUGGAGGAGCUGAGCAAUGCGCACUCCAACCCAAUCUAUGCGGUCCCGCACGGGAAUCAAAAUGCAAAUCAACCCGGUCGGCAAGUCACGAUAACGGUGCGUGAAACUACGACGGAAAAGCUUACCGGUACACCAAGCGCACAGUAUCAAAAUCAGCUGUACCAACAACAGCUGGCCCAAAACGAGUCGCACACUUCGUCGGCCACGAAGGAAUUGGACGAUCUGAUGGCGUCACUGUCGGACUUCAAGAUCAGUGCCGGCACGUCGCACCAGCACCAGUCGGUGACGGACUACGCGAAGCCAAACCAGGGCACCUCGCACUACCAGAGCACGCUGACGACGGUCUCGACCACCGAGCAUCUGCCGCCGGCCUCGUCCGAUCAGCUCGAUUCUAUGCUCGGCAACCUGACCGCCGACAUGAGCCGCCAGGGUGUGAACACGACGCAGAAGGGCUGCUGCAACGCGUGCGACAAACCGAUCGUCGGGCAGGUGAUAACGGCCCUCGGCAAAACGUGGCACCCGGAGCACUUUACCUGCAACCACUGCAACCAGGAGCUGGGCACGCGGAACUUCUUCGAGCGCGACGGCAACCCGUACUGCGAGCCGGACUAUCACAACCUGUUCAGCCCCCGGUGCGCCUACUGCAAUGGGCCGAUUCUCGAUAAAUGUGUCACAGCGCUCGAGAAAACGUGGCACACGGAGCACUUCUUCUGCGCCCAGUGCGGCCAGCAGUUCGGCGAGGACGGGUUCCACGAGCGCGACGGCAAGCCGUACUGCCGCAACGACUACUUCGACAUGUUCGCGCCGAAGUGCAACGGGUGCAACCGGGCCAUCAUGGAGAACUACAUCUCCGCCCUGAACAGCCAGUGGCAUCCGGACUGUUUCGUGUGCCGGGAUUGCCGCGAACCGUUCCACGGCGGUUCAUUCUUCGACCACGAAGGGCUACCGUACUGCGAGACGCACUAUCACGCGAAGCGUGGAUCGCUCUGUGCCGGCUGCUCGAAACCCAUCACUGGCCGCUGCAUUACCGCCAUGUUUAAGAAAUUCCACCCGGAGCAUUUCGUGUGCGCGUUCUGUCUGAAGCAGCUAAACAAGGGCACGUUCAAGGAGCAGAACGAUAAACCUUACUGCCACCAGUGCUUCGAUAAGCUGUUCGGCUAGAGCGAUGAUUUAGAGGGUCGGUUGUGGUCGUCUUCCCUUCUUCUUGAAAGAAACAUUAUUACUGAAGGGAGUGUGGGGGGGGGGGAUCCUUUAUGAUAGGGGACGUUUUGGAGCGUUACCGAUUGUCACAGCAACAGAGUUUUCAUGUCACGUUUUCUUUUUUUUACUGCGUAGCGUCACUUCAUUAACACAUCCAAAUUUAAGCUUAAAAAUGAUUUUUUUGUAUUAUCUUUAACUUAAAAGAUGUUUUUUUGACGGUCACUAUUACAUACACGAUGGGUCCCACGAACCGUUCUAAAAUCGAUCUAAGUCUAAGUGCGUCAAUUAAUAAUUAGCAAGGUUACUGCGGUGCGUGCACGCAGUUUGAAGAUGAGUAGAGGAUCCCUCUGCAUCGCCCAAGAUCCCUCUCACUACCCCACGAGCACACAGGACAACACUUCCAAUCGGAGUGGAGAACGGCUCUAGACGUAUUAGUAGAGUGUAUUGUGUGUUGUAUGAUGAGAUGAAGCUUACAAAAAUGUGUUGAAGUUGAAUACUAACCGCGCGAAACGAUAAUUAUGCAUUCACAUGUAAACCCGGGACUGUUCUCCCCCUGUUCGUUGUUCUCCUUAACAAAACUAAAAGGCUGCACUCAUCGACUAGUGAUGUAGUCCGCGCAGCCGUACGAAAGUAUCCUAUCCGUACGACGAGUAGCAACGAGAGAAGUUUAAUGAUUUGCUGGCAAAAAAAGAAGCAGUCAAUGAUAUACAUAUAUACCAGCAGAAGCGAUAACUUAUGUAGCUGUAGCUAGCAAUCUGGAGCAAAGUAAGUAAAAAAUCGUAUUUUACUAUUUAACCCUGUUUUCGGCUCGCGUAAGCUGCCAGCCUGCGGAGAGAGAGAGAGAUAGCAUGUAUCUUAUAUUUGUGUUACGAAAAAAAAAAUCGCGUUACAAAGUUUUCCUCUAACUCCGAUUCUAUCGUUAUACAAAACCAACUAGCCAUUAUAGUGGGAAUUCCAGCAGCAGUAAAAAUAGUCAACGAUUUUCCUCUAAAAUGAUACACAAGUGAAAACACUACCUAACCCUUGCCAUUUUUUUUUGUCGCACAACCUUUGGUAGAAAGGAAGGAACAUGCGGAAUGAAAAAAAUCCGUUUGAACUAAAUCAUCCUGUAACACAUGCCAAUAAUAAUAGUAAUAAACGAAACCAACGUUGAACUUUCUGUUCACAUAAUUGAA